AUGCCCGGGGCUAAAAGAUCUCUCGACAUCCUCAUCGUCGGUGCCGGGCUCGGCGGUCUAGCCGCUAGCCUAGCCCUAAGGACCGACGGACACUCGGUUCGCGUAAUCGACGCAGUCCCAGAAUUUGCCGAGGCCGGCGCAGGCAUCAGACUCCCGCCCAAUUCGAGCCGGCUCCUGCUCCGCUGGGGCGUCGACCUAGAGAAGAUGAAGAAAUCCGUGUCGAGGCGCUACCAUUUCGUCCGGUGGAAAGACGGGUCUACUAUGGUCGAAAUACCAUUCGACAACAUCGUCGAGGAGCACGGGGCCCCUUACUACUUGGUACACCGCGCGGACCUCCACGAGGCGCUCUUGGCUGCGGUGAGGAAAGCCGGCGUCGAGGUCCUAAACAAUAAGAGGGUCGUGUCUUACGAUUUCGAAGCUCCCAGCGCUACGACGCAGGACGGCGAAGUCUUCGCCGCGGACCUAGUCAUCGCAGCCGACGGCAUCAAGUCGAUAACGCGGCCCCUCCUCACGGGCCAGCCCGACGUUCCCCGAGACACGGGAGACGUGGCGUACAGGAUCGUCCUGCCGGGAGAAAAGCUGUUAGCAGACCCCGACCUGGCGGACCUCAUCACGAACCCGUGCACGACGUCGUGGUGCGGGCCGGACGCCCACCUCGUCGGGUACCCCGUGCGCGACGGCGAGCUGUACAACUUGGUCGUGUGCGCGACGUCGCAGAACGAGACCACGGACCAGGUGUGGGUCAUCAAGGGCGACAACAGCGAGCUGCGCAAGAGGUUCGCCGACUGGGAGCCCCGCAUCCGGAAGCUGUGCGCCCUCACCGGCGACUUCAUGAAGUGGCGCCUCUGCGACCUGCCAGACUUGUCGCGCUGGGUGCAUCCGUCUGGUAAGGUUAUGCUGCUCGGCGAUAGCUGUCACCCGAUGCUGCCGUACCUCGCCCAGGGCGCUGCGCAGUCGUUCGAGGACGCUGCUGUGCUGCGGCAGUUGCUGGCUACGGAUAUGGAGCUCGGUAGCGCGUUAGAACGGUUCGAGGCGAUUCGGAAGCCGCGAGCGACGCUCAUCCAGGCGAAGACGCGCGAGCAUCAGUAUAUCCUGCAUAUCGACGACGGCGAAGAGCAGGAGUUAAGGGAUCGGAAGCUUCGGGUUGACAGCGAGGAGAAUCCGAUAUUUUGGGGAUAUGAAGAGCGACGGAAGUGGUUAUUUGGUCACGACGCGGAUGUGUUGACCAAGGGGGGAUAUAAUUGGAAAUCGUUCGUAGCUAGUAAUGGGGUUGUUACUAAUUAA
This is a messenger RNA of Annulohypoxylon truncatum, 1284 nucleotides long. RefSeq names its product salicylate hydroxylase. Gene Ontology annotation, biological process: secondary metabolite biosynthetic process. Gene Ontology annotation, molecular function: monooxygenase activity; FAD binding. The record is from RefSeq and is a predicted model, not a curated record. Bases 1 to 1284 code for a protein of 427 amino acids. Lineage: Eukaryota; Fungi; Ascomycota; Sordariomycetes; Xylariales; Hypoxylaceae. The transcript is spliced from 2 exons.